AGGAUGAAAUAAUUCAUUAAGCCAGUUUGCUCAGAUCUCGUCGAGGAAGCUCGUGCUCUUGUCGCUUAACCCCUGGCUCAUUCUUGGCGUCGGAUAAGGUUUUGCAGAAACAUAUUUCGCAGCAUCUUGGAACAAAAAUCCGAAACAAUAACUCCUCUUCCUUAACAUGGAUUGGAUUGAUUUUACAUAAAUUAUUUAGAAAAGGAAUAUUUUACCGCAUAUGACUAGAAAGUGCUGGAUUAUUUUGUCAGAUUUUCUUGUUAAAAAAUUUGCUUGGUCGUGAGCCGUCACCAGAAAACAAUUUAAAUUGGGAACUCUUCACCGUGACUCUGGAAUUCUUGAACAGAAACUUGAUUUAUUUUCUCAUCUGGAUUUAACGUACUAUUCCUUCCUAUUUCCACCAAUAAACAGGAUUUCUGUUUUCUAUAUUGUGAUUAUUUCAUAUUUGGAAGUUAUACAUUCGGACAAAUCAUGUUGACCAAGCUUGUUGCCAGUGCGGUGUUUUAUGUCACAGCACUUUAUAUAUCUAUAUAUGCGGUAACCAGUGGAAAUGCACAGUGUAUUGAGAAUGGAAUAAGCACAAAUAUAAGCAGCGAGUUAGUAAGAGAAGGGGAUAGUGUGACUCUGUCCUGCUAUGUAUCUGGUGCCGGUGGACUGUCGACUUCCUGGGUCAAUCCAGCCGACGAAAUCCUCUCCGUUGAUGCAGUUAUUUCUGGAAACCUCGAACCAAGGUUUGCGAUCGAAGCCAAUAAUGCGAACCCGGAAUGCAUGGUAUAUAACCUUACCAUAUCAAACCUGACCAUGGCCGAUGCAGGCACCUAUGCGUGUCGACCGACGACGGCAACGAAUCCGUUGUCGAGCGAGGCAAUUCUUAUUGCAUAUGAGCCGUCACCGAUCUAUCCAGAGUGUCGGGUAACGGGAGGUAGUACCUUGGUCCGGACAGGAGAUGUCUUGGAGUUCAUCUGUGAAAGCGAACCCGGCGUUCCCGAAUGGGAUCUUGUCUGGGAAAGCUAUCUGUCCGGUACGAUCUCGACGUCGCCCAUCAAUUCGACAACGACUAACAGUGAGUUGAAAAGCAUCACGUCAUCAUUAAACGCCACCGCUGAUGAGAAUGGAAAGAUCAUGUCCUGUUUUGCUACCUGUCGCGAUCCAGGGUGCGUGGAUAAAGCUUCACGGAACUGCAGUCUGGGACAGAUCGUUGUCGUCGACAACCCUGUUAAUGAGUAUUUCUUUGUUAAUGACUCUUUAAUAUUUGUAACGAUUGGCGGGAAUGUGAGCAUGGAGUGUCACACAACGUUGCCCGGUGCAGAGGUGAACUGGCUCCUACAUGAAACUGUAACAGAGAGCUAUGUGGUAGAGACGACUCCUACUGGACAGUCAGCAUCCAUCUACAUUACCGGUAUUACCAACACUACCAGUGAAAACCCUUUUGUAUGUUCACUCAAUAUCGACGGUGCUGUUAUCGCGACGAGAAAGGCUUCCUUGACACUAGAUCCAAUUCCGACUACCCAGAUUCCAACCACGGUGAUCCAGACGAUGGGGCCGACGACGGCGAGUUAUUCCACAGACAUGGCCCCGAUGAACGUCACAGCGACGCCCAGCAUGUUGGUGAAUGUCACAUCAAACGCGACAAAUGCGGUAAAUACGACAAGCCAGCCAGGUAACGCAACAACAACCAUGUCAUCUGGCAAUGUUACAACCACUCUGGCUUAUGGUAAUACGACAUUGGGUAUGACAAACAGUUCGUCACCAAACGCUACAGCAUCUGCUACCACUCCUCCACAAGAACCCACGACACAAGCGCCAUUUUUACGGACAAACACAACACAGCAGCCACAGAAUACGACGAUGCCAACAACGACGCUGCAAGGAGGCACCAAUGGGACAAAUGUGACGUCAGAAUCAGGCAACACAACCGCAACAGUAGGACCCUUCGACCCAACGAUCGCUCAACGUAAUAUGACAACACUCGACUGGUGGAAACCACAGACAACAUUCUUCCCACAGAAAACUAUGUUUCCUCAGAAUCCUGAGAGUCCUACGAACAUGAUGACCCAACAGCCUUCAACAGGCCCUCAGACGACACCAGUUGCUUCAGGUCCGCCGAACGCCAUAGCUGCUUUCUUCACUCUUCCCAUCAUCAUGGGUAUCGCAGCUGUCGGUGGUCUCCUUCUCAUCUUUAUCGUCGCAGCUAUCGUCUGCGUUUUGACGUCGAAGAAACGACGCGGCAGUCAACACGACGUCGAAGAGCUAACCGAACUCUCCAAGAGAAACUCCAAACCUUACGAAGUGCCUUCCAGCCGGACAGCAGAGUCCGAUCCGACUUUUGCUGCAUUUGGAAAGGGGACAUCAACUCAAGACUUGAUCAACAUCGGCGAUGAUCAUCCGUCAAGCGCGCAACAGAAUGGUAGCAACAACGUAGGGAGAAGCAAUAAGAACAAUGGAUCUGAUACAAGACCGCUCACUGCUAAUGAUCUUCUUAGUAACGGUAUUGACAAUCAUGGCAUGUCUGAUUCAAUUCUUUAAACCAACAAUCGCAACAUUUCAAAUAAUUGUACUCUCAAUACAUCAUGAAUAUAAAGAUGACAGUCGAUUUCGUUCCGGAUAAAAAAAACCCUUCAAGGCUGACGCGAAUUUUAUCCUUCCAUUAGGGAUCUCGGCCUGCCUGAUUGAACUCCGCGGCGCGCCGGUGUCGCAGCGAGAUCGACAUGACAGCGAAGCAAAUCUAUGAACUUUUAACUAGAUAUUGUUACGUAAUGCUGUAAAUUUCAUAU
Lytechinus variegatus (green sea urchin) is the source of this 2774-nucleotide messenger RNA. RefSeq names its product mucin-17-like. The record is from RefSeq and is a predicted model, not a curated record. Lineage: Eukaryota; Metazoa; Echinodermata; Echinoidea; Temnopleuroida; Toxopneustidae. The transcript has a single exon. The coding region runs from base 472 to 2526 and encodes 684 amino acids.